Nematolebias whitei (Rio pearlfish) is the source of this 3342-nucleotide messenger RNA. RefSeq names its product phospholipase C, eta 1 (gene plch1). The transcript is spliced from 24 exons. Lineage: Eukaryota; Metazoa; Chordata; Actinopteri; Cyprinodontiformes; Rivulidae. Gene Ontology annotation, biological process: phosphatidylinositol-mediated signaling; lipid metabolic process. Bases 214 to 3249 code for a protein of 1011 amino acids. The record is from RefSeq and is a predicted model, not a curated record. Gene Ontology annotation, molecular function: phosphatidylinositol-4,5-bisphosphate phospholipase C activity; calcium ion binding.
UGCUCCUCCUGAACUUGGGGCGCUUUAGUCUUUAGGCAAAAAUAAAGAAAGUGACACUUCAUUCUCAUGAUGGCAGACUUUUAUUUGAACCUGAUCACCAUGGAGAAACGGACCAGUCGGACAUGUCUGGAUGGCAAUGGUAGGGAAUAAUCCAAAUCAACGAUGCCCAAAGCGCAUGGAGGGACCCUGUGAGACCAUCAACUCCAGUUCCAAAUGGCAGAGCUUGAGGUUUGCAGAAAUCUGAGCUUGGAGCGUGUGGAGCGAUGCAUGUGCGUGAUGCAGUCCGGGACGCAGAUGGUGAAGCUGAAGGCGGGAUCCAAAGGACUGGUGAGGCUCUUCUACCUGGACGAGCAUCGCUCCUGCAUCCGCUGGAAGCCUUCGCGCAAGAGUGAGAAAGCCAAGAUCACCAUCGAUUCGCUCUACAAGGUGACAGAAGGCGGUCAGUCAGACAUCUUCCAUCGGCACGCAGAGGGCAGCUUCGACCAGGCCUGCUGUUUCACCGUGUAUCACGGAAACCACAUGGAGUCCCUCGACCUGGUGACGUCAAACGCAGAGGAGGCCAGGACCUGGAUAACUGGCCUCCGGUACCUGAUGGCAGGAAUCAGCGACGAGGACUCUCUGGCCAAACGGCAGCGGACACAUGACCAGUGGAUGAAGCAGACGUUUGAGGAAGCCGACAAGAAUGGAGACGGCCUGCUGAACAUCGACGAGAUUUACCAACUUCUUCACAAGUUAAAUGUUAAUCUGCCGCGCAGGAAGGUCAAGCAGAUGUUUCAGGAAGCAGACACAGAUGAUCAGCAGGGCACGCUGACGUACGAAGAGUUUUCCGUUUUCUACAAGAUGAUGUCUCUUAGACGGGACCUGUUCCUGUUGAUGAUGGCGUACAGUGACAGGAAGGACCACCUGACAUCGGAGGAGCUGGCCAACUUUCUGCACAACGAGCAGAAGAUGACCAGUGUGACUUCAGAGUACGUUGCAGAAAUAAUUAACAAGUUUGAGAUGUCUGACGAGAAUAAACAAAAAGGCGUUCUGGGGAUUGAUGGUUUCACAGGCUUUAUGCGCAGUCCAACCUGUGAUAUAUUCAACCCGCUGCACCACGAGGUGAACCAGGACAUGGAGCAGCCUCUGUGUAACUACUUCAUCGCCUCGUCCCAUAACACGUACCUGACCGGAGACCAGCUCCUGUCCCACUCCAAGACCGACAUGUACGCCUGGGUGCUGCAGUCCGGCUGCAGAUGUGUGGAAGUUGAUUGUUGGGAUGGUUCUGAUGGAGAGCCGAUGGUCCAGCAUGGAUACACUCUGACCUCCAAGAUCCCCUUCAAGUCCGUCAUCGAGACCAUCAAUAAAUACGCCUUCGUAAACAACCAAUUUCCAGUGAUUCUCUCCAUCGAGAACCACUGUAACAUCCAGCAGCAGAAGAAGAUCGCGCAGUACCUGCGAGACAUCUUCGGAGACAAACUGGACGUGGGAGGUGUGCUGAGCAGAGACUCCACAACGUUACCAAGUCCCCAAAGCCUGCAAGGAAAGAUUCUCAUCAAAGGGAAGCGCCUGCCCGCCUAUCUGUCCGCGGAUGCCGAGGAGGGGGAGGUGUCGGAUGAUGACAGCGCAGAUGAAAUUGAGGAAGACUUCAAGCUCAAAAACAGUAAUGACAACGGCCAUCAUCAAGUGGAGUCUCACAUCAGAAAGAAGCUGGACUCUCUUCUGAAAGAGUCUCAGAUCGGAGACAAGGAGGACAGCGACAGCUUCAGCAUCCGAGCUCUGCUCCGAGCCACGCAUCAAGGCCUUCAGAAGAACCUCCGGCAGAGCUCCAACAGGGUUCUGAAGAAAUCCCACAGCAGAUCUCUUAUCACAACGCUCAAACAGAAGAGGCACUCCAGAUCUAGGCUGUCGUGCCAAAGCGUGGAGAAGGAGGAAGAGGUUCAGGAGAGGUCCGGGAGGGAGGCCGGAGGACAGUUCAACAGGGGUGGAAGAAAGAGGAAGACGAUGAAACUGAGCAGGGAUUUGUCCAACUUGGUGGUGUUCACCAAUUCCUUAGCCUCUCAGGAGUGUUUAAACGAAGGUACUCCAGGUGAUGUUUUGUCGUUCAGCGAGACCAGAGCACAAUCUCUGGUCAAUCACAGGACCGAGCAGUUUCUUGCUUUUAACCAGAGGCAGCUGUCACGGAUUUAUCCCUCGGCCUAUCGCAUCGACUCGUCUAAUUUUAACCCUCAGUUUUACUGGAACGUGGGCUGUCAGUUGGUGGCACUAAACUAUCAGACCGAGGGGCGGAUGAUGCAGCUCAACAGAUCCAAGUUUAUGGUGAACGGGGGAAUCGGUUACGUCCUGAAGCCACCUCCCAUGUGUAAAGGCUCCUUCAACCCAUUCAGUGAUGACCCACUUCCAGCUUACCCCAAGAAGCAGCUCAUUCUCAAGAUCAUUAGUGGACAACAGCUGCCGAAACCACCAGACUCCAUGUUGGGUGACCGUGGGGAGAUUAUUGAUCCGUUUGUUGAAGUGGAGAUCAUCGGUUUGCCGGUCGACUGCUGCAAGGAACAGACGCGAGUUGUUGAUGACAAUGGUUUUAAUCCAGUAUGGGAAGAGUCGCUGUCUUUUACACUUCACAUGGCUGAGCUGGCACUUGUGCGUUUCCUAGUCUGGGACCAUGAUCCAAUUGGACGAGACUUUAUUGGUCAAAGGACUGUUGCCUUCAGUAGCCUGAUGCCUGGUUAUAGACAUGUUUACUUGGAGGGACUGACUGAAGCUUCCAUCUUUGUGCACGUGUCAGUGCACGAUGUUUACGGGAAGUGGAGCCCUCUUGUCCUGAAUCCCAGCUUUACCAUUAUGCACUUUUUAGGAGCUAACAAGGGUAAUCAUCUGCGAGGUAUUCGUGGUUUCUUCAGUCGCUCUUCCAAGUCCUCUGUGGACACAAACACCAGCGGUCUUCGAAAGCGCUCCAUUAGCGACCACCUACUGCGCCGCACAGCCAGUGCCCCAGCGAAGGGACGGAAGAAGACAAAAAUGACGUUGUCUGAGUCAGUAGCCUCAAUUUCUGACCACAAGAAUGGCACUGGUGCAGGAGCAGGAGCAGGAGCAGAGGGAGCAUCAGGGAAGGAAGGAUGGGUGGAGAACCCUCUCCAGCCUAGAGCGCCACUUAUCCACAGGCCCAUUUCCACGCCAUUAGACAGACUUCUGCAAGGGCAGCUGUCCAUCUGUUCUCCAGACAAGGAACAGCAUGAUGUGGGAGCAGAUACUGUCAUUAUUGAGAACUGACUAGGAUAUUUCUGCAGGAGUAUGCCAGUUCAACAAGCCCAGGUCUUCCUCUGUGGACCUUCUCUUUGAGUCAUCGUUAACCACUGAAUCAAU